Molecule: messenger RNA, 2664 nt
Organism: Owenia fusiformis
Lineage: Eukaryota; Metazoa; Annelida; Polychaeta; Sabellida; Oweniidae
Source: the annotation of a GenBank genome assembly
CCUCCUUGAUGCACUUUGAUUGUUUGUCUAGUACUAUCAACGUUUGAUAUUAUUAUAUGGUGCAUGUACAUGGUAACUGCUAUAUAAGGCGAUAUACUGUCUACAGCAGUAUAUAGAGAUGACUAUAGGGGUAAAGAGCAAGGUUUGUCUCCUGGGUGGAGUGGCCCUGUCUUUGGCCGGAUACAUAUUCCUUAACACACAAGGAGUAUGGGCAUUUAUUGUCGCUACAGUGCUUGGAAUAUGUGGUGUGGGAUGCUUGGAUAUUCUGCGAUUGGAGGUUGGAGAAAGUCUUACCCUUCGUUCAGUUCUUGGCCUAUACAUGCUACAUAGAAUAUUUGGAAUUCUGGGUCUAUGGGCAUACAGGUCUAUGCUGAAGACUGACCCUAAACAGGCACAGGACAAACUCCUCAUGAAGCUUAUCAAUACCAACAAGAAUACCAAAUAUGGAAUUGAUCAUAACUUCUCUAUGAUCAAAUCUCCAGAGGAUUUCAUUGAGCAACAUCCAGUCACUAAAUAUGAUCAUUAUGAGGAAUAUUUUGAUAGAGUAAUUGCAGGGGAGACAGAUGUUAUAGUUGCCAAUUCUACACCAACCUACAUCGUACUUACUUCAGGUACUACUGGACAUAAUAAAAAAUACCCAGUCUCCAAUUCCGGUGCUAACAAAAUUGGAGGCUUGGAAAUCUUCAAAACCUUUUUGGCAGCAAACUACAUCUUACGAAAAACCCUUUCUCCCGAGUUGAAACUGUUAAAGACGUUAGAUGUGAAUGUGAUUCAAGACCCGAUAUACACAGACAGAGGAAUCCCUAUGGGUGGGUUAGCAGGGCGAUUUAAAAUGUCAACUCCAGGCACAGCUGCCCCUCGAAUGGUACUUGAUGUUUCAACCCAAGAUGAGGCUCUUUACUUGUAUGCCCUUUACGGAAUGAAGGAAAGAAAACUAAACCAUAUCAUGAUUCCAUUAGCUUCAGUUGGUCUUAAAUUCUUCGAACUAAUAGAGUCCAAGUGGCAACACUUAUGUGAUGACAUAGAAAUGGGAACAAUAUGGAAAGAUUUGGACAUUGAUUCGAAAAUCCGGGAAGAACUGGAAAAACAGUUGAAAGGAGACAAGAUUAGAGCAAAUGAACUGCGAAAGGAAUUCAACAAAGGGAUUGAAGGUAUUGGUCCAAGAAUAUGGCAACAUUUGCCAAUGAUCAUGAUGAUAUCCACAGGAUCGUUUAAGAUAUAUGGAGAUAUAGUGAAAGAACGCUACAUUGGAGAGCAGAUCCCUAUUGUAUCACAUGCCCACGCAGCCUCUGAGGGUAUAAUGGCACAAAACAUGACGCCAGGGCAAAGUUAUUCACAGUUCACCUUGAAUUCUGGAAUGUUCUAUGAGUUUCUACCUGUGGAUGAUGAAAAUGCAAAACCUCUGAGAGUCCAUCAAAUCGAGGUAGGCAAAUGCUAUGAACUACUGGUCACCAACAAUUAUGGACUAUACAGAUACAGAUUUGGAGAUGUCAUCAAGAUUGUUGGCUACAAUAACAAAAUGCCUGUCUACGAAUUCCAGUACAGGGCAGGCCAGAUGCUGAAUGUUGUAUGGGAGAAGACUCCUGAGGGAACAUUUAUGAACUCAGUUGUGAAUACUGUAAACCAGCUAAAGGGAGUGAGGAUAGUCGACUACACAGCCACUGAGAAUAUUAACCUAUCUAAGCUUAGAGGUGCUGUGACCACAGCUAGGCAUUAUGUUCUCUUCAUAGAAGUUACCAAAGACAAGGAAGAAGUGAAACUGACAGAUGACGAGCUAAAGAAAUUUGACCAAUCCCUCUGUGAGGAGUUUCCCUUUUAUAAAGUAAUGCGAGAUGAUGGCAAGAUUCAACCAAUGGAAGCACUCCAGGUGAAGACUCAAACAUUUGACAAUCUGCGACGGCUAAUGCUGAGGAGCAAUAAGAAGACCACUGAACUACAAUUCAAGAUGCCUCGUGUACAGAGACAAGAGCGAUAUCUACAAUUUUUGCUGGACAACUUAUUAUGAACUAGUUCUAUAUGUUAUCUAGCAUACUCUUUUUACUGUACGUUUUUAACAUGGCAUCAGGACAAAUAGAUCCCAUAUUAGUAAAUGAUAUAAACAUCUGUAAUGUUAAUGAUGAUAAACUCACUAUACAUACAAUUAAUAAUUGAGAACCAUGCAAGGCCUUAUUUGUUAUCAUUAGUGUUAUCCUUCUCAGAAUUCAAAAUCUACUAGUUUUAUUAAAUAUAUUUUCUUAGUAGGAUUGUUUUUAUAGUAUUGUAUGAUUUAAUGUAUAUUCAAUAUUUAAUCUGUGAAUGGCCUUUCAUGUGAGUCUGUAUCUUUAAGCUAAACUGGUAAACUCUGAUUUUAUUGGUUUAUUUUUUAGCCUGGGAUUACUUAUUAUAAAAAGGCUUAAGCUUGUAGAAUCGGGGACAUUUAGGACUGAUAGUCUGAUUGAUUGAAAAGCAGCUUGCCUGGGGGUCUGGUGGUGAGGACCUCCAGGGCCCUUCGGGGCCAAAUUGAGUUUUGAAAUAGAGAGCUGCUUUGAGCUUGGAAGAUAAGAGUUUGGAACGAGAGACUGAAUACAGAAUUGAAAGUCAUUAUUGAAAAGCUUGAACUGUAAUAAGAUUGUAGAUCUAUAUUUGGACAUACGAAAUAAAUAACUGGUAGCUUAUAUCUGUAUA